This is a messenger RNA of Harmonia axyridis, 3740 nucleotides long. It is a transcript of the gene wnd, whose product is annotated as mitogen-activated protein kinase kinase kinase 13-B. The coding region runs from base 267 to 2855 and encodes 862 amino acids. The record is from RefSeq and is a predicted model, not a curated record. Gene Ontology annotation, biological process: protein autophosphorylation. The transcript has 9 exons. Gene Ontology annotation, molecular function: ATP binding; JUN kinase kinase kinase activity. NCBI's taxonomy places the organism in Eukaryota, Metazoa, Arthropoda, Insecta, Coleoptera, Coccinellidae.
ACCGACAGUAUUGAACGGGACCCAGACCAGCGAGCCACAGAGAACUAUCGCUCCUUCUGUCAGUUUCAACAAACGGGGUUUCGUUGACUAGAUUUCCCGAUAUCGUACGCUCGAAAAACGCCAAACUAUGCUGAUGUGCUAGUGUGGAAAAUGUGCGGAAAACCAGUGCUUGUGCUAUUUCGUUGUGUUGGUGAACCUGUUUCUUUUGUUGGGAUUAAUAACACGGCGUUCUAAUCCACGUUUCCUGUACCUCGUUCAGAGCCAUCAUGCACACGCCGGAGGGAACCCUCUGUAGAGGGCAGUCACCCCCGCUAUACCUCGGCCAGAACUGCAACCACCACUUCAAGGGGAGCGUGGUAUCGUUGCCCCACCUAGACCUGGUAGGCAUCCCCAAGAAGGACGAGUGCAAUAAUUUUACAAGCAGUAUGCUCAGAAUACAGAGCGAACUGGAACAGUUCACCAUCCACAAGAGCUCCAGCGAGCCAGCAGUGGCCAUAGACAUUCCGGCGAAGGGGCUGCAAAAUGUUUCACCCUUCGGCACGCCGGACACGCCGCCACCCCCUUAUGACAUAAAGCAGGGGUGGAUGACGGGGAUUUUCGGAUGCCUGAGACCCGUCCUGUCUAUAAUUGGGAAAGGAGGCCACGAGAUCAGGAACGAUGAAGACGACUGGGAAAUCUCUUUUGAGCAAAUAACCGACCUCACCUACCUAGGCUGCGGAGGUCAGGGAGCCGUCUUCUCCGGCAAGAUCAACAACGAGCCGAUAGCCGUCAAAAAGGUGUCCGACAUCAAAGAAACCGACAUCAAGAACCUCAGAAAACUAAACCACCCAAACAUAGUAAAGUUCAAGGGCGUUUGCACGCAGGCGCCAUGCUACAGUAUUAUUAUGGAGUUCUGUCCGUACGGACCUCUGUUCAAUUUGCUCAAGAACCAAAAAAAUAUAGUGACGACGCAUCGGGUCGUGUCGUGGGCCAAGCAGAUUGCCAGCGGGAUGACGUACCUGCACGCGCACAAGAUCAUACAUAGGGAUCUGAAGAGCCCCAACGUGCUUAUAGGAGAAGGCGAGGUCAUCAAGAUCAGCGACUUUGGCACCUCCAGGACGUGGAACGGAGUCAGCGAGAAGAUGAGCUUCGCCGGUACUGUGGCUUGGAUGUCUCCAGAGGUCAUCCGGGAACAGAACUGUUCGGAGAAGGUGGACGUCUGGUCCUUCGGGAUAGUCCUGUGGGAACUGUUGACUUGCGAAGUGCCUUAUGAGGGAAUGGAACAGAGCGCAAUAAUGUACUUAGUUGGCUGUGGUAAACUCAAACCUCCGAUUCCGUCUACUUGUACCGAAGGGUUCAAAUACAUCAUGCAGCUUUGCUGGAAGAUGAAUCCCAAGGAACGGCCGUCCUUCAAACUGUUGUGCAAUCACUUAGAAAUAGCUUCAGAAGAGUACCUCAACAAAUUCAAAGACGAAGAGUUCUUCGCCACUCAGGAAUCGUGGAAGAAGGAGAUCAAGACUGAAAUGACUCAGUUCAAGGCGUACUUGCAGAAACACAAGAUGGACAUCCAGAACGAGCACGAGCAACUGCUACGUACCAGAGAGAUGGAGAUCAAGCACAUCAGGGACAUCAGAGAGCUCUAUUACAGGAAAUUGGAGAAGGUGGUACAGAUGCAAUUGGAAUUGACGUCGGUAAAACAGCAGUGGGAGGUGAAACAGUGCGGGAGGAAGAGGGAGUUACCCAGUAAGACAAGGUUCAGUCGUGCGUUCAUGAAGAAGAACGAGAGAAGGAAAAGUACGCAUAGCACGACGCCUACUAGUCCUGAACACAGCUUGACCAGUCCAGAUAGCCCACAAAUUUGCCCACAGAAGCCAAUACUCAGACCUCCGGUGUUCACCUGCCUAGAGAAAGACUGCAUACAAGAGGAGUCCGAAGCACAGACGUCCACAUCACUAACGCCCUCUAUGAGGUCAAGGAAGAGACAUCACAGGACGAGUUCAGGGUCGCCGAGGAACUCAUCUUGUUCGAGGAGCUCGAGCUACAGGAACUCGAUGCUGAUAGACAUCGGAACACAGACAGACUACAUGGAUUACAGCGAGACAGACAUGAGUCCUAUCAGUCAACCAUCGUCUGUAGGACCGUCGACGACGAAGUUGACCAUGCCCAGAAGGGUGAUCUUGGAACAGAAGAUCGCGGAUGAGAACGAAGACGAAGGUGCCAACGGCAAUGGUACUGUGCAACUGCAUUAUAUGCUACAGCCUAUCAAUCCAGGAAUACCAAUUUUCACAAGAUGCAGCUCCAGCAGCAUGGAUCAGGAAGACAACGGAAACUGUAACAACGCUGAUGAGCUAAUCAGGUACAGUGACGAGGACAACCUGGAGACCUUGGCUCAGAAGGUGUCUGCGUUGAAAAAUGGCAACAUUUUCAUGGAUUUGAACGGGUGCGCGGAAAAUGGAAACUUGACUGACCAUUACGGAAACGAGAUCACCAGGAAACGGACGACUUCGGAGACUAGAGACGUGUUGGACAGCACUGAAGACGCAGCUAACGAAGACAGCUAUACGGAUGAAGAGGGGGAGACGUACAACCACACAUUGAAGAGGAAAAGUCUGACUCGCAGGCCAAUAUAUCCAGGCCGUCGCUCUGGUAGAUACAAAUCAGCCCUACACUUUCAAAGACAGCAGUUGGCCUCGGACGAAGGCAACACCUCAGAAUACUCAGUAUCGCCAUCUAGCAAAAGUUCGACCUUGGAAUCCAUCAAUACGAGCAGGACCUCGAAGGGAGCCUUGAAGAGGCCCAAUGACGGUUCGGACUCCUCGUCUGAUAGCGAUUCCGAAGAGAAUCUAACUGUAGUCACGCAAGUUCCUUGUUCGUAAGAAGAUACUUAAAUUAAUUGAUUACGUACUUUAUGAGGGCAUAUUUUUUUGUCUCUGUUAGUAAUAAAUCUUAAGACUUGUACAUAGAGUCAUAAUUUCAGUUCGGUAAGGUCUUUCAUAGGUUUCAACAGUGUUUUAUCUGUUCUCGGAAAUGAUUACAGAUUUGCGAUAGUUCUCAAAUAUUUCCUGAAACGACCUCAUUGGAUAAUUUUAUUGAUUAUGACUAAAUCCCUUGAAGUUACCAGGGGUUCAUUUUGAUCAUUCCAAAAAAAAAGACUGUAUCGAAAAUUAAGAAUUCAUACCUCCAGUGAACUUAAUUUACUCAUGAAGGAUAUGGUCCGUAUAUCACCUUGGUUACUAAGUUGGUGGUCCGUAUAUGUCAAAUUCCUCAAAAACCGGUGACUAUUUACUCAAACUUCGGUGAGUUAUCUGUCACCAGAGCAACCGUACUUUUAUUAUGGUUAGGUUCGGUAACCACGCCCACUCCGGUUGACAGUUGUCAUUUUAAUUUUCAGAUUAUUGUUCAUGAAUAUUUUCCAUGACAUCUGACACUCAAAAACGUUAUAAUUUCAAUUAUGAAACAAAUACCCUUCAGAGCCAUUAAAAACUAUAAGUAAUGGUGGAUUUAUGCACCGUACCUAAGAACUAAGGACUAAGAACUAUGAAUUAAGAACUAAACCUAAGCAUUCAGUGGCGUUUAUGCACUCUCUUGUUAGUUCUUAGUUAAGGCAUGCGCACGUGCUCGAACUCCUUUCUAUUUGUUCUAUACUUUGAUGUUUGACAUUGAUAUUUAUUGUGAAAAAAUUAAAUUAAAUUUUUUCAAAUACACCUAAUACUUUUCAUCAUCGAUAAACACGAAUAAAGAACAUAAAAUGAUAGAAACUG